CUUCUGAUUGGAAUUUAACCGACAGGGGAGGGGGGUGGAGGGAUGGAGGGAUGAGGGGGGUUAUUUAGCAUUAACAUAAAAACAAACAGCCGCACAUAUAUAUGCAAAUGAACGCAGGGUGAAGCAGGGAGCCGUCCGCCAUAACUCACACUGAUGGCCUUUAAGUGAGAAAUCACCUCCGAAAAGUAAAAGAAAUGAUGCACCUGUCGCCCAUCUGACUGAUGAGCCAAUCAGGAGGCAAGGACGAGGGGCGCAUCCGGAUCUGUGAAGGCUAGAGGCGCGUGAGAGUGACAAACACUCACAAAAAUAAAAAAAACAGAUCUCCAAGAAGACAAUUCCUUAUUUUAUUUUAUUUUAUUUUAUCAGUGAAGGUUAGAUAAAGAGGUUCCGGACACACCACCUCUGUGACCCAAAAUGCGCGCGUCCUCCUUACGCAGAUGGAUGGAGAAAAGGGGAUGAAGAGGCCUACCCUUUUACGCACGAGGUCAAACACACAACUCUUUGGUUUUACGCACGCCAACCUUCAAAACAAACAAAUGUGAGCUGACUUUGAGCGCGAGGUCACACACCUGGCGCGGUGAAACAGCCGCGCGCCCGCAUAGGACUGUUAUCUGAUCACAUGUGUGGACUGUUACUUUGUACCAGUGCGUGUACGCGAAAAGAGGCCGCAGCUGCUUCAAUCAAAGAAGCUGUACGUGCACGUGCGCGUGCAACAAGGCCGUUUUAUGGAGUCAAAUUUUAACUUUAACCCCAAUUGAAAAAAAUGACUAUUUCUGGCUAAUUUUGGCUAAAAUACCACAUAUUGAGCGCGUGCGUAAAGUCCGGCAGCACUUGGGGCGCGCGCGGGUCACUUUGCAGCGGGUAUAGAGACAGCAGUGGCGCUUGCGCAGCGCUGCUUCGCGGAGGAGAUGAGGGGAGACUCUGACCACUGCUGCCGCGCGCGCCACAUGCCCGCGUGUUUGUGAGGGUAUGUGUGUGUCAGUGUGUGUGUGAAAGCUACCACUAGUCGCCCCCAGUGCUCUUCAGUCUCCACUCUCCCUUCGCUCCGCAGACUGAACGUCACGUCCGCACUUGAACUUGAGUUUUCUGCCACCAGAAGCCAAAGAGCCGCACAGAGCCGCGCGCACGCGGGGAAUGCGAGACUCCGCUGCUCGCGCUAAGAGAAAAGAGGGUGUCAGACUGUCCUCAGACCAGUGCUGGGCUUUCACUGAAGGAGGGGAAGACUGAGAGCCUCUCGACCGGCCGUCACCAUCACCGCCUCGGCGCGAGCGCACACAAGAAGCUGGAUUCUUGGCUCACCUUCUCCGCGCGGGAGCGGGCAGGUGUCCGGACAGUGGACCCGGACAGUGACUGACCACCAGGACUCUCUGCGCUCUUUUUUGAGAGAUGCUGUGAGAGCAGCAUCGGAGCGAGGAGCCGGACUACCCUCCUCCCUCACCUCCUCUAAAGAAGGGAGGCGCGCAUCCACUUUGGCACCGAGCUCCGAGUGAGCGCCCCGGCGCACCGCGCUGCGCCACGGCCGGCCACUGCACCGCGCAGCCCGUCCAGGACCAGCCAGCCCACAGGCCGAACUUGGGGCCAGCUUGGGUUGGCCAGAACAUUUUGGGAACACUUUGGCCAUUCAGGAGCCACAGGAGGAGGAGAGCCGAACCUUCCAGCGCCGCUCUCCGGGCGAUGCCAGUGUAAAUGCCAGGGCGAUGUCCCGACGCAAGCAGGGGAACCCGCAGCACCUGUCCCAGAGAGAAAUAACACCGGAGGUCGAGCGUACAGAUGGCGUUCUGCUCUCCGACACUCCGCCCCCAAACCCGUUCGGCCUUCUCCCUCCCCACCCGCUGGACCCCGGCUUGGCCCACGCGCUGCCGCCUGGCCUGCACGCCGACCACGACCUGCUGACCUGCGGCCAGUGCCAGCUGACCUUCCCGCUGGGCGACAUCCUCCUCUUCAUCGAGCACAAGAAGAAGCAGUGCCAGACGCCGCUGCUGCCCAACGGCUGCUACGACAAGAUGAACGACCGGGGAGGAGGAGGAGGGGGCGGCGGCCUGCAGAGCCUUCAUCACUACGCUCAGCGGGGGGAGCUAAAGAAGGUGGUGGAGCCGGUGGAGAUUGGCAUCCAGGUGACGCCGGAGGAAGAGGAGGUGGUGGGAGGAGGAAGGCAAAGAGCUGAAAGACGAGAGAAGACGCCCACAAGAGGAAUUUGCCCCAAGCAGGAGAGCUCCAUGACAGGUGGCAGAGAUGAGCCUUCCAACUACAUAUGUACCACCUGUAAGCAGCCGUUCCCCAGCGCCUGGUUCCUCCUGCAGCAUGCCCAGAACACUCAUGGCAUUCGCAUUUAUCUGGAGUCCAACCCCUCAAGUGCAGCUCUCACCCCCCGAUUAACUAUGCCUCCCCCUAUUGGAAACGACUCCAUCCCGCAGUCUCCGCUCACCAACUUUCUGGGGGACAACAAUCCUUUCCACCUCCUGAGGAUGACGGGGCCUCUACUCCGGGAACCGCCCCCUGGCUUCGUGGAGAACCGAAUCCCCAACACCCCGCCAUUCGUCAGCCCGCCUCCCCGUCAUCAUCUAGAUCCCCACCGGCUGGAACGCCUUAGCGCCGAAGAAAUGGGCCUCAUUUCCCAGCACCCCAGUGCCUUUGAGAGGGUGAUGCGGCUAACGCCCAUGGCCAUGGAGUCCCAGUCCAUGGAUUUCUCCAGGCGAUUACGGGAGCUGGCAGGGAACACUAACAGCACCACACCGCCACUGUCACCCGGAAGGCCCAAUCAUAUGCACCGACUACUAAACCCCAACCCUUUUCAAACAGGGCCUAAGUCGCCGUUUUUAAAUACCCCUCCAUUGCCGCCGAUGCCACCAAACAGCACCACACCCCCUCAAACCCAAAACAAGGUGAAGUCCUGCGAGUUCUGUGGGAAGACUUUCAAGUUCCAGAGCAACUUGGUGGUGCACAGACGCAGCCAUACUGGGGAAAAACCAUACAAGUGCCAGCUGUGUGACCACGCCUGCUCCCAGGCCAGCAAGCUCAAGCGACACAUGAAAACCCACAUGCACAAGGCCGGGUCCAUGACGGGGCGCUCAGACGACGGCCUGUCCACCACGAGCUCCCCAGAACCAGGAACCAGCGACGUCACCGGUGAGGGCAUUAAGAAUCGAGACGGGGAUUUCCAGGGGGAAGGCAAUGAAGAAGAGGAAGAGGAGGAGGAAGAAGAGGAACUUGAGAAUGAGAGUCGACCAGAAUCGAACUUUAGCAUGGAUUCUGUGUUUUACCGGAACCGAGAGAACGGUCCCAAGCCUCCUUCAGAGGAGAAGUCCUCGCUUGCCCUUGAAAAGAUGGUGGAUGGCGAGGGCCUUAACUCUAUACAGCAGUACAAUAAUUUAAUAGUUGACAAUCGUAAAAGAAUGCCCUUCUCCAAGAGGGUCACGGACGCCCAGCGGGACACUGGCGAUGAGGAUUCAGUGGCUGGGGAGAUCAACCACCACCAGCAAGAAGAGCGAACAACCAUAAACGGCCGGAACUGUGGCUCCGGCGACUCUUUCUCAGGCUUGUUCCCGCGUAAGCCCACCCCCAUCACCAGCCCCACCCUGUCCAACUCCUCCAACAAGAGGAUCAAGAUCGAAAAGGACUUAGACAUUCCCCCGGCGCCUCACAUCCCGUCAGAGAACGUGUACUCUCAGUGGUUGGUCGGCUACGCCGCCUCCCGCCAUUUCAUCAAAGACCCUUUCUUGGGCUUCACCGAUUCCAGACAAUCUCCCUUUGCCACCUCGUCGGAGCACUCCUCGGAGAACGGCAGCCUACGGUUCUCGACGCCUCCCGGGGACCUGCUGGACGGCGGUCUAUCCGGCCGCAGCGGCACCGCCAGCGGGGGCAGCACGCCUCAUCUAGGGGGCGGGCCCGGUCCAGGUCGACCUAGCUCCAAGGACAGUCGGAGAUGCGACACUUGUGAAUUCUGUGGCAAGGUGUUCAAAAACUGCAGCAACCUGACGGUGCACCGGCGCAGCCACACCGGGGAGCGGCCCUACAAGUGCGAGCUGUGCAAUUACGCGUGCGCACAGAGCUCCAAGCUCACCCGCCACAUGAAAACACACGGCCAGCUCGGUAAGGAGGUCUACCGCUGUGACAUUUGCCAAAUGCCCUUCAGUGUAUACAGCACUCUGGAGAAACAUAUGAAAAAGUGGCACGGAGAACAUUUGAUGACCAGUGAGGUCAAAAUUGAACAAGCAGAGAGAGCAUAAAGCACGUUUCUCCUCUUUGCACCACACUUGGACUUUAAGGGGGGUAUCUGGAUACUUUUAUAAAUAAUUUUGUUUAAUUUUGUGAUUUUGACUAAAAAAACUGCCAACUGAGAAAAAAAGCGAAAGUCUUAGCAACAACUGAAGCUGUCUAAACUGCCUCAUUUGGCUUUCAUUUUUAAACAAUCAGUCAGUUGAGUUAUAAAUAUGUGGAGCCUUUAACUGUGCAAUAAUUUCUGUAUUUAUUGGAUUUUGUAUUUUGGCAUGUGCAGGUUCUUUUUUUUAUUAGGUGUCUUUUUUUUAAUAUUAUAUAUUGUUAUUUACUUUUUGAUCUCAUUGUUAAAACCGCAUCCUGAGAGUUCUUUAGAAAGCAAAAAUACAUUUCAGUUAUUGUUUCUACUUUUGGGCCACAACUUGUAGGGAAAAUAUAUUUAAAAAUACUUGUGUUUUUAAGAAGACACUGAAUUCAGUCUUGCAGUUCGAACUGAGAAUGCUAGAAUUAGUUUAUUUUAUGUGAUGACGAUAAGCGGACAACAAUCCUUUGGCUUUGUAGCACGACUCUAAAACAUGUCAAUGUAAUUGGAUAUGUAGCACUGAGUGUCAUAAUUGACGGUAAAUGUCAAACGAAAGGGGAUCCCAAGGUUCAUAAACCCUGUCUUCUCUCCAGAACGUCCUAACGAGUGAGAAGACACGGGCGUCUACUGACCGGUACAAAGUGGCAACCUAUGACAACGCUUCAGCAUCCGUCCCAUCCGUCUCUAUUCCUUCUUGUUUUCUUGAUGCAGCCUUGUGUAUUCUGCUCGAUUUCAUGAUGUCUUCAUAGUAAUACGUUUGCAUAAAUCCAGAUAAUUGAUGCAGAGAAAGCUUAUUCUUAAUUCAUCUUUUCAUUGACAUAUUUUAUCUUUUGUGAUGGGUUGAAAGAACUAAAACGAAGACAUGAUUUAAAACAAUAUUCCAAAUUCAUAGAAAAAUUGGUAACAAUUUAUAAUAAUACUCCUUAAAAAGGUUUAUUAACACAUUAACAAACAUUAUUAAUGUGUUUAUAAGACAUUUACUAGCACAUUAAGCAAAAUAAGGUUUAUUUACAUACUUUGUAAGAUUAAUUAACAUCAAAAGUGAGACCAUUGUCUACAAAGACCAUAUUAAUAAACUGCCUACAAGCUGUAUUAAGAAUCUUUUUCAACAUUAUAUUGAGUGUUUUGCAGCACCUGUUAUUAAAAUAUUUAAAUUUAUUUCAAUUUGAACCUUUUGGUGCUAAUCAUGAUCAAAAUGCGCUUUUUUAUUUAAAUUACAAAGACAUAGAAAUCCCUAUGCUCGUUCAGUUGAAAUAGAAAACAAUUGAAUUAAAAAAUAUAUAAAUGUAAGUGAAAUAUAAACAAUAUUUGGCUUAGAUUAUACUUUAUUUCUCUCUGUUCAAAAAGUAUACUGAAAUUCUGCAUUUUACCGUGAGAUGCCACUUUUUUUUGUUUUUUUCCAGAACAUUUGUACAGUUAACACAAUAUACAAUAUAAACAAAACCAAUAAAAAAGGAAUAAGAAGAAGCUUAUGAAGCUAAUUCGAUUCCUCAAAAACUAAUCAACGUCCAUAAUGAUCAGCAUGACAAAGAAACAGAUAUAAUAAAAAAAUACAAACUGGUACAAGUACAUCAAAUCCUUUUACAUAUGUGUAUCACAAUCAUUUAUGUUUUAAACUUUUUUUAAACUGCAAAAGCCAAGAACUUAAUUUUAAUUCAUCACUUAAUUCAUUCCAUAAUUACUGUAAAGUACUGACAUUGGUUCAAACUUUAACCUGUUCAAAAUAAUAAAGACUUCUUAAAUUAUACUGACUAACCCUUGAAGGUUACUCUAUAAACAGUUUCUAAUACCUUGACAUAAACAAUUUCUUUUAAUUUAGAAUUCAUUAGAUAAGUCAUGAAAAUAAUGAAUAGUUGCUAUUAAACAAUCAGACUUUGGCCACUAAAACUCAACACAAACUUUUGCAUCAUCACCAAACGUAAGACGUUUAUUCAUUUAAAUAUGAGGAAGCAACAAGUGCAAACACUGGCUGCUAAGGAAUAGUGGGAAAUCUAUCAUUGUUGCAUACUUUUGUAAAUUUUAUUUAGCAACAUUAAAGGAAAGAAAGAAAAUGUAUGGAGUUUAAUUUUAAAUAAAACAUUCCAGCUUUUACAAAACCACACAAAAUUUUUCCUUUUAAAGUCUUUAAACCGAUUUCAUAGAGUAAUUAUUACACUUUAAAAGCACAUAUGAAGGAACAGAGACAACUUAUGAACAAGUCCUGUUUUGAUUUCCUUUCACCGUUAUUAAUGCACCUUUUUUUAAAAACGUUUUUCAAAAUAAAACAAAAAACUUCUUUAAAUUGACCCCCUGACAGAGGGAUGAAGACGGCAGUGGAGCUUGGGACCUCCUGAUGCUUAAGUGCUUGGAUUGUACGGCUUAGCUUUUCCAAUGCUGGCACUAUAAAAUGCUUAGAAUAAUUUAUUUGGGACAGUUUUUGUACUGCCAUUCAAUUUGACAUGAGUGUGCCUUGAAUUAUGAUCUUCCUAUGAAUUGUCUCAGACAAAUGCAACUCUUUCUUUGAAUUAAGAAAGCAUUUCAAAAAUGUGUAAUUUGACUUCAAAACAAAAGAAAUGAUGAGUGAAACAAAAGAAUGACCCAGCACAAUUUUAGCGUGUCUGUGUGUGUAUAUAUGUAUACAUAUGUACAUAUGAAGGCACAAACUUAUAUAUAUAUAGAUCUAUAUCAAAUUUUUUCACUCACAAGGACACGCGUGUCUCUCUACAGAAAGUUUCAGCGGUGGAUAAAAAGCCACACAAAAUGUCAGACUGGACAAAAAUCAGGAAAAGCAUAAACUACAAAAGAAUCGAGUGCACUCUGUUUUAAAUAAGUUUACAGUAUUGAUUCAAGGGUAAAAAAUGAUGUGUGUUUCUGUGUUUUGAAUUUUUUUUAAGGCUUGUUUUAAAACCUUCUCUAAAUGCCAAAGUGGCAGCGUAUAUACUGUUUUUAUAUUAUUUUAUUUGUAUUUUUUUGAGAUUUUACUGUGUUUUUUUGUGAAGGGUAUUAGUAUAUAUAUAAAUAUAUAUAAAUAUAUAUAUAUAUGAAUAUAUAUAUGACAUUUUUCCUACUUACGGUAAAAGUAUCCCAGUAUUUGUAAUAUUGGAGAAUGCCUGGGCAUUUAACAAAAAUAUAAAAAUGCAACUUUUUUUUAUUUUUCUUUUUUUAUUUGAUUUAUUUAACUUUUUUUUCUCAGUUUACAGUCCAUCUUAAAUUGUGGGUCUCUUAAACUGUUUUUAUGUCAAUGUAACUGUAAAAGUCUUAAGUUUUAGUAACUUUUUUGCCUUGGGUGUAAUGAAAAUACAAAAAAAAGAAAAAUAAAUGAGUAGAAAAAAAAUGGCUGAGCUGUAACAAAGUGGGAUGGAUUAGGUUGAGGGUUCAGGGUGGCGGGUGGGUUCUCACCGGGCAGGGUGGAUUUCUCCUCAGAACCUGGUUCUGAGUGCUGGUUCUGCUUCUUAGUAAACCUGAGAAUCCCGACUUGUAUCUAUUUUUCUUCUGCUGGACUGGAUUAUUCUUCAUGGAUGGUUUGAAUUACAUGUGUAGGCACUUGCUGUCAUUCUUACGCGGCUCGUCUUUUUGUGCAUCCUUUUGUGAAUAGGGUACAGUGAGUACCUCACGGCUCAUUUAUUGAGGUGCAGGAGGAGGAUGACUUUACUCUGAUGACCAAUCCAACUCACCGGCUGCCACAAUCUGUUUGUCCCAAACAGAACCUGAUCACUUUGUACUGUUGUAAUGAAUCAUGUUGUACAGAAUGGGAAUAAAUGAAGGUUGUUAAACAGCCUUUUAGUGAAAAAAGCACAUCUGGCUGUUUGAUUUUUUGCUUAAUUUUUGUACAUCAUUUAUUUUUGUGACUGUUUCCAUGUUGCUUGUUUCUUCUCCAUAAGCUGGCGGGGCGACCCCCAUGUUUGUUUUUCCUCAGCAUGAGAGGAGAGCACAAAUACAAGCUGUUUACAUACA
Oryzias melastigma (Indian medaka) is the source of this 8230-nucleotide messenger RNA. RefSeq names its product BAF chromatin remodeling complex subunit BCL11B a (gene bcl11ba). Lineage: Eukaryota; Metazoa; Chordata; Actinopteri; Beloniformes; Adrianichthyidae. The transcript has 3 exons. The coding region runs from base 1698 to 4226 and encodes 842 amino acids. Gene Ontology annotation, cellular component: nucleus. Gene Ontology annotation, biological process: positive regulation of transcription by RNA polymerase II. Gene Ontology annotation, molecular function: RNA polymerase II cis-regulatory region sequence-specific DNA binding; DNA-binding transcription factor activity. The record is from RefSeq and is a predicted model, not a curated record.